Molecule: messenger RNA, 6821 nt
Organism: Erythranthe guttata (spotted monkey flower)
Lineage: Eukaryota; Viridiplantae; Streptophyta; Magnoliopsida; Lamiales; Phrymaceae
Source: RefSeq, a predicted model, not a curated record
GACUCUUCAUUUUUCAUUCAUGCAACAGUUCUAUGCUCAUAUUUACUUUUGCAGGGUUUUUGAGUUGAAAUUAGCAAGGAUAUUUCAAGAGAUUGGCUGACGUGGCAGUUUAGAGAGAGAGAGAGAGAGAGAGGGAGAGAGAGAGAGAGUUUUUGAAGUUGGUUUGAUCAGAAGUGAAAAUGGAUUGGAAUCGUUCGGCCGGAACCAGCAAUCGAUCGUCGCCGAAAGACGAGUUCACUGAUUUGGUGCUUUCAUGGUCUCUUCAAGACAUCUGUAAUGAUAAUCUCUACAAAGACCAGGUGGAGAAGAUUCCAAAGUCAUUUGAAUCCGUUGAUACGUAUCUUGGUUCGUACAUCUUUCCUUUACUAGAAGAAACACGUGCCGAACUUCGUUCCGCCACCGAAACUGUAUGUAAUGCACCUUCUGCUGAGGUGGCAUCUUUUACGGAGCGAACACACGGGAAAUUCGUGUACAAUGUUAAGGUUGGUCAAUGGAGAAAUGUUGCCAGUGGUUCUGGUAGUGAGCGGCACAGAAUCUUGCCGGGUGAUGUUGUUCUUCUUUCGGAUUCGAACCCCGAAGCUAAUUCCCGCUCACAACUUAUCGGCGGGACGUAUAUUUUUGCAUGUAUAAAUAAUAUCAAGAACGAUGAUAGUUUUGUACUCAAAACCGCCGAGCAGAUUGAAACCGAGGAUGUUAAAAAAAGGCCGCGCUAUGUGAUUCACUUGAUGAACAUAAUUCCACAUAAAAGAAUAUGGAAAGCGUUACGUAUGCGUUGGAAUUUGAACCUUGUCGAGAAAUCAAUCACCGCGAAUGACUUGGGAGUGGAAAUGUGUGAAGUUUGCCCUUUCCAAUACAAUGUUGAGAUGGAGGAGAAACUGCGAUCGAGUUUAUCGUCCAAGUUAAAUGAAUCGCAACUCGACGCGAUUUCGGCAUGUCUAUCCAAAUCCGAGUGCAGCCACACGUCAUCAGUCGAACUCAUAUGGGGUCCACCCGGAACUGGAAAAACAUCAACCUUAAGCAACUUGCUUCAUCUUCUCCUGAAAAAGAACGUUCGGACACUCGUUUGUGCACCGACAAACGUCGCAGUUAAAGAACUCGCCUCUCGUGUGGUAGCACUAGUAAGAAACUCUGUUUUAACCGAGUCUCGAGGCAACCUAUUGCCUUGUCCUUUAGGAGACAUGUUCAUAUUUGGAAACAACGAUCGUCUUAAAGUUGGCGCCGACAUCGAAGAAAUCUAUUUGGAUUAUCGUGUUAAGAAGCUUGUACAUUGCUUAUCGACAAUAACCGGUUGGAAGCACUGCGUUGCAUCGAUGCUCGAUUUUCUUGAAGACUGUGUUUCUCAUCAUCAAAUCUUUGUGGAGAAUAAUAAUGGGCUAAUCAAAUCACUUUUGGAGUUUGCUAGGGAUCGAUUCGCAAAUUUAGCACCACCGCUGAGAGAUUGCAUGUCGACGCUAAUCACUCAUUUACCAACAAGUUUCGUUCGCGAGCAGAUGUUUCGAAGCAUAAUGCAACUAAUGUCUCUUCUCGAUUCGAUUGAGACGUUGUUGUUUGACGACAAGAGCAGCUUGACAUCUGAAGAACUAGAGAGAAUCUUUUUACAAGACGGAACUAAUUGUGUUGAUACAUCGUCCAUAAUAUAUAUCAGAAGCCAAUGUCUGAAUGUUCUGAGAUCCGUUAGGGCUUCUCUAGAUAAACUCGGACUGCCAAAUGGCGUUGGAAUAACCUCCACAUCCGCAGAUUUUUGUUUCGGAAAUGCUACUUUAAUUUUUUGCACCACUUCAACUGCAUAUACGCUGCACAAAUGUAAAACGGAACUUUUCAAAAUGUUGGUGAUCGACGAAGCUGCUCAAGUGAAGGAAUGUGAAUCGAACAUAGCACUUCAGAUCCCGGGUUUGAUGCAUGCAGUUCUUGUUGGAGACGAAUACCAAUUACCAGCCACAGUUAAGAGCAAGAUAUCGGAAAAAGCUGGAUUUGGGAGAAGUAUGUUUGAAAGAUUGAGUUUGUUAGGUCACCCUAAGCAUCUGCUUAAUGUGCAAUACCGAAUGCAUCCGUCAAUAAGUCGGUUUCCGAAUUCGAGUUUCUAUCGGAACCAGAUAUUAGAUGCGCCUAUUGUGCAGUGCCGAAGCUACGAAAGAUGCUAUCUUCAAGGGAGGAUAUACGGGCCUUAUUCGUUUAUAAAUAUUCCCGGGAGUAACGAAGAAUUUGAUGAUUUCGGGCGCAGUCGAAGAAAUAUGGUUGAGGUGGCUGUAGCUGUGAUGCUAGUGCACAAACUCUUCAAAGGUAUGCUAACAAUCAUCGGCUUGAUUUCCCCAUACGCGGCGCAAGUUGCAGCAAUUCAAGACAAGGUUCAGCGCAAGUACGGGAACCUCGAAAAGUUUAUAGUCAACGUGAAGUCAAUCGACGGCUUUCAAGGCGGAGAGGAAGAUAUAAUAAUUAUAUCAACUGUAAGGUCUAGUAAAGGUGGAUCCAUUGGUUUCUUGUCGAGCCCUCAAAGAACCAACGUAGCUUUGACAAGAGCUCGUCAUUGUCUCUGGAUAUUAGGAAACGAAAGAACUUUGAGUGAAAGUGAUGCAGUUUGGAAAGCACUAAUAUCCGAUGCUAAGGAACACGAUCGUUUCUUCACUGCCGACGAAGAUUGCGACAUUCAAAAAGCUAUUGUAGACGUUAAGAAAGAGUUGGAACAACUCGAAGACCUUCUUAGUGGCAAUAGUCCACUCUUCAAAAAUUCAAGUUGGAAGGUUGUAUUCAGUGAAAACUUCCGAAAGUCGUUUCAGAAAUUGAAUCCUUCCAAUGUUAAGAAUCUCGCGAUAACUGUUUUACUUAAGCUUGCAAGUGGCUGGCGGCCCAAGAAUAUAAACGUGGACUGGAAAUGCGAGAGCUCUUCGUAUAUUGUGAAGCAAAUCAAGGUUGCAAAUUACUAUGUUGUGUGCUCAAUCGACUUAGUUAAGGACCCUAUUUACGUACAAAUUUUCAAAGUGUGGGAUAUAUUGCCUAUGACGGAGACUACAAAGCUACUGAAACGGCUUGACAGCAUUUUUGCUAUGUAUACGGAUGAUUUUAUCAACCGCUGCAAUGAGAAGAUGCGCGAGGGGAAUUUGGAGGUGCCAAAGAGUUGGUCGGUAUCCGAUGAUAUAAUCCGGUUCAAGAAUCAAAAUGAAACCAAAGUCAAUAGUAGUGCGAGUGUUGAAUGCAGAAGUCAUGUUGAAAAUGCCAAAGUGAACGAGAGCUUAUUGUUGAUGAAAUUUUAUUCAUUGUCGAGUGAUGUUGUGAAUCAUUUGCUUACCGAUGUCGAGGGAAGAGAAGUGGAUCUCCCGUUUGAGGUUACCGAUGAAGAGCGUGCAAUAAUAAUGUUUCCAAGGAGCAGCUUUAUAUUAGGUCGAUCUGGUACUGGGAAGACGACUAUUUUGACUAUGAAGUUGUACCAGAAGCUUCAUCAGUACUCCAUUGCCACACGGGAUUCUAUGACAGCUGGCGAUGUUGCGCCUAUUUUGCAUCAGCUUUUUGUUACCGUUAGUCCAAAACUCUGUUAUGCUGUCAAAAAGCAUGUAUCUCAUCUAAAGAGCUUUGCUAGUGAGAACGCCUCCGAAAAUAACAACUUAGCGGAUAUGGAUGACUUAGACGAAAUGGCUGAAUUUAGAGAUAUACCGGACACAUUUGUUGGCAUCGAACCAGAAAAAUAUCCUCUGAUCAUCACAUUUCAUAAGUUUUUAAUGAUGCUCGAUGGUACUUUGGGUAAUUCUUACUUUGAGAGAUUUCGUGAUGUAAGAGGCUCCUCACAGUACGAAGGAAGAAGAUCUAUUGCACUGCAGACUUUCAUAAGGAGAAACGAGGUUACUUAUGACCGUUUUCGGUCCUUAUAUUGGCCCCAUUUCAAUGCUAAGCAUACAAAAAUUCUCGAUCCCUCAAGAGUGUUCACUGAAAUUAUGUCGCAUAUCAAAGGAAGUCUAAAAGAAGGGGAAUCGGGCGAAACCAAGCGAAGCAGGGAGGGGUACGUUUCACUAUCUGAAAGUAGGGUGUCCACUUUAUGUGCAGAGAAGAGGGAUGCGAUUUAUGAUAUUUUCGACGACUACGAGAAAAUGAAAGUGGAGCGUGGUGAAUUUGAUCUUGCUGAUUUUGUGAUCGACAUUCAUCUACGGCUCAAGAACGAGGAGGAUUUAAUGGGUGAUAAAAUGGAUUUCGUGUACAUCGACGAAGUGCAAGACCUCACCAUGAGGCAAAUUUCCCUUUUUCGAUUUAUUUGCAAAAAUGUGGACGAAGGAUAUGUAUUUUGCGGCGAUACAGCACAGACGAUUGCACGAGGGAUUGACUUUCGGUUUGAAGACAUUAGAUCAUUGUUCUAUAAUGAGUUCUUUAUGAAAUCAUCAAGAAUUUGUGAGCCUUCAGCUUCAGGGAGGAGAGAGAAAGGGGUUAUAUCGGAUACGUUUUGUUUAUCGCAGAAUUUCCGUACUCAUACUGGUGUACUUAGGUUGGCACAAAGUGUCAUAGAUCUUAUUUGCCAUUUUUUCCCACAAUCAAUUGAUGCAUUGGCUCCAGAGACUAGUCUUAUAUACGGUGAGUCACCUGUUGUACUCGAACCGGGUAGUGACGAGAAUUUGAUUAUGAGUAUUUUUGGACAUAGUGGACAUGAUGGUGGAAAAUGGGUCGGGUUUGGUGCUGACCAAGUAAUUUUAGUACGGGACGAUUCUGCCAGAAACGAAAUUUUCAACUACAUUGGCAAACAGGCUCUUGUUCUGACUAUAGUUGAGUGCAAGGGGCUCGAGUUUCAGGAUGUUUUAUUGUACAACUUUUUUGGUUCAUCACCAAUGAGUGAUCAAUGGAGGGUUUUGUACGAAUUCUUGAAAGAAAAGGAUCUACUUGAUUCCACUACUCCAAAGUCGUUUCCGAGUUUUAGCGAGUCAAGGCACAACAUCUUGUGCUCUGAACUGAAGCAACUAUACGUGGCGAUCACUCGAACGAGGCAAAGAUUGUGGAUAUGUGAAAACAAUGAAGAGCUGUUGAAGCCAAUACUCGACUAUUGGAGAAGGUUGUGCCUUGUCCAAGUGCGGAAAAUAGACGAUUCUCUUGCAUUCGCAAUGCAAAGAGCUAGCAGCCCCGAGGAGUGGAAAUCACAAGGAGUCAAGCUCUUUUGGGAGAAAAAUUAUGAGAUGGCAACAGUGUGCUUCGAAAAAGCAGGAGAAGAAACAUGGGAGAAAAGGGCUAAGGCUUCUGGUCUUAGAGCUUCGGCCGACUCUAUGCGUGGUUCAAACCCGAAAGAGGCACGUGUAAUGCUUAGAGAGGCUGCCGAAAUAUUUGAUUCUAUUGAUCGAGCUGAUACUGCAGCAGAAUGUUUUUGCGACUUAGGGGAGUACGAAAGAGCAGGAAGGAUUUAUUUGGAAAAAUGUGGUACGUCUGAGCUUCGAAAAGCAGGGGAAUGUUUCUUAUUAGCUGGAAAUUACAAACUUGCAACCGAAGUUUAUAACAAGGGGAAUUUUUUCGACGAGUGCUUAUCAGCUUGCACCAAAGGCAAUCAUUUUGACCUCGGUCUGCGAUACAUCGAGCAAUGGAAACAACAAGCAUCAUUCGAUACCGAAAUUAUUGCACAACAGUUUCUCGAAAAAUGUGCUUUGGAAUGUCGUAAGAAAAAGGACAGUGCAUCGAUGAUGAAGUUUGUUCGUGCUUUCUGUACGGACGAAUCGAAACGCAACUUCUUGAAGUCAAGGGACUGCCUUGAGGAGCUUCUAAUAUUGGAGGAAGAUUCCGGAAAUUUUAUCGAGGCUGUACAGAUUGCACAACAAUUGGGACAUACUUUACGUGAGAUUGAUUUGCUCGAAAAAGCUAAAGACUUUCGAAAUGCUUCUUUGCUCGUAAUUUCGUAUGUAUUGAAUAACUCUCUUUGGGUUAAUGGAAGUAAAGGUUGGCCUCUAAAAUCAUUUCCUGAAAAGGAAGAGAUUUUAGCGAAAGCUAUUUCCGAUGCAAAGAAGGUUUCGGAAAAUUUUCAUGCAUCAAUUUGUGCGGAGGCCAAAUUUUUGUCUAUGAGUGAUAGGAUGAACUUGUCCGAGUUGAUGCACUGUUAUAGUGCUUCGAAGCAAUACAAAUCUCGUGUGGUCGAAAUUCUAUCCGUCAGAAAAUUCCUCGAUGCCCAUUUUCAAGUGCAUCCGACAAAAUACGAAUCGGAUCCUCAAUUAAUGCUCAUUGAUCGAAGUUCAUUCGAAGAACGAAUGUCGAAGAACAAAGUCUCUGAUGGAACGCUGGUUUUCGUUUGUAACCUAUGGAAGGUGCAAAGCUUGGAGAUCUUCGAAUGCCUCGACUCUAUCGAAAGGGCUGACCUCAGCGAAUGUGAAGAUACUGCUCGAUUCUGUUUUAACUACUUUGGAGUGAGGUCGACAAAUAACUCGAGCGACACCUGUAUAUUGCUCAACCCUAAUUCUGCAUGGAUUCGAAAUUCCGACAAGAGGUUCAUUUUGCGGAAAAGAAACGUGGCAACUCUUGAUGCCCGUGAUUUUGCAUCAGCUGCUCGAGAAUAUUGGUGUCAAGAAAUAGUUUCGACUGGACUACGAGUUUUGGAGGCUCUUCAAUCUCGUUUGAUGAAGCUCUCGUUGUCUAUGUACUGCCAGAGUGUGUGCCUCGUUCACAUUUUCGACAUAACAAGGUUCGUCGAGUCGAAAUCACUAACCAUGAAACUGCAGAAAUUUCUGUCGUUAUGCGUCGAGUCCAAAUACUUCCAAUUUGUUUUUCCGUUGGACCCUCGACAGUCAGUAUCCGAGGAUAUGUUAUGGGCGUAUAGGAGAGGCGGUGAUGACAAUGCUCGGGUCUGGAUUAUUGCAGAGAAACGGAAUUCAUGA